GAAACCACGGAGAUGAACCCUUUAACGAAAGUGAAGCUGAUCAAUGAGCUGAAUGAGCGUGAGGCCCAGCUUGGGGUGGCGGAUACAGUGUCCUGGCAUUCCGAGUACAAAGACAGCGCCUGGAUCUUCCUGGGAGGACUUCCCUAUGAACUGCCUGAAGGAGAUAUCAUCUGUGUAUUCUCACAAUAUGGGGAGAUCGUUAACAUUAAUCUGGUGCGAGACAAGAAGACUGGGAAAUCCAAAGGAUUCUGUUUCCUCUGCUAUGAAGACCAGAGGAGCACAAUUCUGGCUGUUGACAAUUUUAAUGGGAUAAAAAUUAAAGGAAGAACUAUCCGAGUGGAUCAUGUGUCUCACUAUCGGACUCCUAAGGACUCAGAAGAAAUGGAUAUUGUGACCAAAGAGCUCCAGGAGAAGGGCUGUGGGGCUCACACCCCUUCAUCAAAUUCAUCUGAGGGCUCUGAAGAGGACAAGCCCACCAAAAAACACAAAAAAGACAAAAAGGAAAAAAAGAAAAGAAAGAAAGACAAAGAGAAGACUGAUCAGGAGGAACUGGCAGAGCAGCCAGCCUCCUCUUCAACUCCUAGAAGCAAGAUGAUAAAGGAAAAGGACAACCCUGGCUCUAAAAAGCACAGCAGCAAGAACUCAGAGAGGGGUCAGAAGCCAGAGUCUAGGGGGGUGUGGAAGCACCACCCCAGCUCCCCUGAGGUCAAGACAACCUGCCGCGGGGGAGUAGAGGACCAUGAGCAGGAGCUGAAGAGGGAGAAGCCCAAGCAUGAGCACAAGUCCUCAAGCAGGAGGGAAGAAAGAGAAGAAAAAAACAGGGAUAGGGACAGAGGUCGAAGCUCAGACAUACAUUCUGGCUGGCACGAGGGGCAUUCUGAGGGACAUAGCCGUAGAAGUAGAAGUAGGAGCCGAGAUAAAUCCCAUAGGCCUAAAAAGGCCCGGCACUCUCGAGACCUGGACCCCUCAAAUCCCAAUGACCACAGGCAUCACUGAAGCUGAAGCCUGGGCAGCUACUCAGUGGAAUUAGAAAUGAACUACAUUUUUAAAAUUCAGUAAA
Messenger RNA from Myotis brandtii (Brandt's bat), 1060 nucleotides. Its product is annotated as RNA-binding motif protein, X-linked 2. Gene Ontology annotation, biological process: mRNA splicing, via spliceosome. Lineage: Eukaryota; Metazoa; Chordata; Mammalia; Chiroptera; Vespertilionidae. The record is from RefSeq and is a predicted model, not a curated record. The coding region runs from base 13 to 996 and encodes 327 amino acids. Gene Ontology annotation, molecular function: RNA binding. The transcript has a single exon. Gene Ontology annotation, cellular component: catalytic step 2 spliceosome; U2 snRNP; precatalytic spliceosome.